Molecule: messenger RNA, 6169 nt
Organism: Felis catus (domestic cat)
Lineage: Eukaryota; Metazoa; Chordata; Mammalia; Carnivora; Felidae
Gene: CDC42BPG
Product: CDC42 binding protein kinase gamma
Exons: 37
Coding region: 129-4871 (1580 amino acids)
Biological process (GO): actomyosin structure organization; peptidyl-threonine phosphorylation
Cellular component (GO): cytoplasm; cytoskeleton
Molecular function (GO): protein serine/threonine kinase activity; ATP binding
Source: RefSeq, a predicted model, not a curated record
AGGGGUGGGGGGAGGCCGCGCUAACGACCCGCGGACGGACGGACGGACGGACGGACGGACCGACGGACCGACGGGCCGGCAUGCGGGCGGCCCGGCUCUAGCCCGGGUGCGGGGCUCCGGCUGCAGCUAUGGAGCGGCGGCUGCGCGCGCUGGAGCAGCUGGCGCGGGGUGAGGCCGGCGGUGGCCCCGGGCUCGACGGCCUCCUGGAUCUGCUGCUGGGGCUGCACCACGAGCUCAGCAGCGCCCCCCUCCGGCGGGAGCGCAACGUGGCGCAGUUCCUGAGCUGGGCCGGCCCCUUCGUAACGAAGGUGAAAGAGCUGAGGCUACAGAGAGAUGACUUUGAGAUCUUGAAGGUGAUCGGCCGAGGGGCCUUCGGGGAGGUCGCCGUGGUGAGGCAGAGGGACAGUGGGCAGAUUUUUGCCAUGAAGAUGCUGCACAAGUGGGAGAUGCUGAAGAGGGCCGAGACUGCCUGUUUCCGGGAAGAGCGGGACGUUCUGGUGAAGGGGGACAGCCGCUGGGUGACCACUCUGCAUUACGCCUUCCAAGACGAGGAAUACCUGUACCUGGUGAUGGACUACUAUGCCGGUGGGGACCUGCUCACUCUUUUGAGCCGCUUUGAGGACCGCCUUCCGCCCGAGCUGGCCCAGUUCUACCUGGCCGAGAUGGUGCUGGCCAUCCACUCUCUGCACCAGCUGGGCUACGUGCACAGGGAUGUCAAGCCGGACAAUGUCCUGCUAGACAUGAACGGGCACAUCCGCUUGGCUGACUUCGGCUCCUGUCUACGUCUCAACAGCAAUGGCAUGGUGGAUUCGUCAGUGGCAGUAGGGACACCGGACUACAUCUCCCCCGAGAUCCUGCAAGCCAUGGAGGAGGGCAAGGGCCACUAUGGCCCACAGUGCGACUGGUGGUCACUGGGAGUCUGUGCCUAUGAGCUGCUCUUCGGGGAGACGCCCUUCUAUGCUGAAUCCCUGGUGGAAACCUACGGCAAGAUCAUGAACCAUGAGGACCACCUGCAGCUUCCCGCGGAUGCACCUGACGUGCCGGCCAGCGCCCAAGACCUGAUCCGCCAAUUGCUGUGCCGCCAGGAGGAGCGCCUGGGCCGCGGGGGGCUGGAUGACUUCCGGAACCACCCCUUCUUUGAAGGCGUGGACUGGGAGCGGCUGGCAACCAGCACUGCCCCCUACAUCCCUGAGCUUCGCGGGCCUGUGGACACCUCCAACUUCGAUGUGGACGAUGACGCUCUCAACCAUCCAGGGACCCUGCCCCCACCCUCCCACGGGGCCUUCUCGGGCCACCACCUGCCAUUUGUGGGUUUCACCUACACUUCGGGCAGUCCGGGCCCUGAGAGCAGCUCUGAGCAGCUGCCUGCCCUAGAGCGGAAGCUCCGUUGUCUGGAGCAGGAGAAGACGGAGCUGAGCCGGAAGCUCCAAGAGGCCCUGCAGGUGUCCUCAGACCAUCGGGAGCUGGAGCGGCUACAGAAGGAAGUGCAGACUCUACGGCACAGGCUGUCAGAGACGCCGAGGGGCAGCAAGGCCUCCUUAUCCCAGACGGAUGGUGGUAGCCCAGGCCGGGACUCGGACCUACGGCAGGAGAGAGACCGGCUCCUCCGGGAGCUGGCCGAGGCUCAGGCAGGGCUGCAGGCCCAGGCAGGGGAACUAUGCAGAGCCCAGGAGCGGCAGGAGGAGCUGCUCCAGAGGCUGCGGGAGGCCCAGGAGAGAGAGGCAGCCACGGCCAGCCAGACCCAGGCUCUGAGCUCCCGGCUGGAGGAAGCCCAGGAUACCAGCAGGAGGCUGCAGGCCCAGGUGGCCACCCUGUGCCGGGAGGUGACACAGCUCCAGAGACAGCGGGAGCGAAGCAUUGAGAAGGAAUCUUUGCGGGUCAAGACCAUCCACGCCGCCUCUGAGACCAACGGCACGGGGCUGCCCGAGGGCGGGCCUCAGGAAGCGCAGCUGAGGAAGGAGGUGGCCGCCCUGCGUGUGCAGCUGGAGCAGGCCCGUGGCCACGGGCUGAGUGGGAAGGAGGAGGCUCUGUGCCGGCUCCAGGAAGAGAACCAGAGGCUGAGCCUGGAGCAGGAGCGGCUGGCAGAAGAGCUGGAGAGGGAGCAGCAGAGCAAGCAGCAGCUGGAGGGCGAACGGAGGGAGACGGAGAGCAACUGGGAGGCCCAGAUUGCCGACAUCCUCAGCUGGGUGAACGAUGAGAAGGUCUCAAGAGGCUACCUGCAGGCCCUGGCCACCAAGAUGGCCGAGGAGCUGGAGUCCCUGCGGAACGUGGGCACCCAGACGCCCCCCACCCGGCCGCUGGACCACCAGUGGAAGGCGCGGCGGCUGCAGAAGAUGGAGGCCUCGGCCAGGCUGGAGCUGCAGUCGGCGCUGGAGGCCGAGAUCCGGGCCAAGCAGAGCUUGCAGGAGCAGCUGACGCAGGUGCAGGAGGCCCAGCGGCAGGCCGACAGCCGUCUGCAGGAGGCUGAGCAGCAGAGCCGGGGCCUGCGGCAGGAGCUGGCCGCGCUGCGGGAGGAGCUGCAGGCCCGGGGGCCAGCGGACACUAAGCCCUCAAAUUCCCUGAUUCCCUUCUUGUCCCUCCGGAGCUCAGAGAAGGAUUCCACCAAGGAUCCUGGCAUCUCAGGAGAGGCCCUGAGGCCCGGUAUGGAGCCCGAGCUGAAGCCAGAGGGCCGCCGCAGCCUGCGUCUGGGGGCCGUGUUCCCCAGAGCGCCCGCUGCUGUCACCACCCCUACAGAAGUUCCUCCCGCAAAGCCCGGCUCACACUCCCUGCGGCCCCGGAGCUUCCCAUCCCCCACCAAGUGUCUCCGCUGCACCUCGCUGAUGCUGGGCCUGGGCCGCCAGGGCCUGGGCUGUGACGCCUGUGGUUACUUCUGUCACUCAGCCUGUGCCCCCCAGGCCCCGCCCUGCCCCGUGCCCCCUGACCUCCUCCGCACGGCCCUGGGAGUGCACCCCGAAACGGGCACAGGCACGGCCUAUGAGGGCUUCCUGUCGGUGCCACGGCCCUCGGGGGUCCGGCGGGGCUGGCAGCGGGUGUUCGCCGCCCUCAGUGACUCCCGCCUGCUGCUGUUUGACGCCCCUGAUCCACGGCUCAGCCCGGCCAGCGGGGCCCUCCUACAGGCGCUGGAUCUGAGGGACCCUCAGUUCUCAGCCACCCCCGUCCUGGCCUCUGAUGUUAUUCACGCCCAGUCCCGGGACCUGCCACGCAUCUUUAGGGUGACGGCCUCCCAGCUGACGGUGCCCCCUGCCAUGUGCACCGUGUUGCUGCUGGCAGAGAGUGAGGCUGAGCGGGAGCGCUGGCUGCAGGUGCUGGGCGAGCUGCAGCGGCUGCUUCUGGACACGCGGCCAAGGCCUCGGCCUGUGUACACGCUCAAGGAAGCCUAUGACAACGGGCUGCCCCUGCUGCCCCACGCGCUCUGCGCCGCCAUCAUCGACCAGGAACGGCUUGCUCUGGGCACCGAGGAGGGGCUGUUUGUGAUCCACCUGCACAGCAACGACAUCUUCCAGGUGGGCGAGUGCCGGCGGGUGCAGCGGCUGGCCGUGAGCCCCACCGCGGGCCUUCUGGUUGUGCUGUGCGGCCGUGGCCCCAGCGUGCGCCUCUUCGCCCUGGCCAAGCUGGAGAGCGCGGAGGUGGCGGGUGCCAAGAUCCCCGAGUCUCGAGGCUGCCAGGCGCUGGCAGCCGGGUGCAUCCUGCAGGCCCGCACGCCCGUGCUCUGCGUAGCCGUCAAGCGCCAGGUGCUCUGCUACCAGCUGGGCCCGGGCCCAGGGCCCUGGCAGCGCCGCAUCCGUGAGCUUCAGGCGCCGGCACCCGUGCAGAGCCUGGGGCUGCUGGGCGACCGGCUGUGCGUGGGAGCAGCCGGGACCUUCGCACUCUACCCGCUGCUCAACGAGGCCGCUCCCUUGGCCCUAGGGGCCAGUCUGGUGCCCGAGGAGCUGCCACCAUCCCGCGGGGGCCUGGGCGAGGCGCUGGGCGCCGUGGAGCUCAGCCUGAGUGAGUUCCUGCUGCUGUUCGCCACGGCCGGGGUCUACGUGGACAGCGCCGGCCGCAAGUCCCGCGUCCAUGAGUUGCUGUGGCCGGCAGUGCCCACGGGCUGGGGGUGUUUCCGUGACACGGAGGAGGAAACAAGCCCGCGGAGGUGCCUGACUUGCCAGGGGCUGCACAGCACAGUGUCCUGCCCUGCAGGUUAUGCAGCCCCCUACCUGACAGUGUUCAGCGAGAAUUCCAUCGACGUGUUUGAUGUAAGGAAAGCAGAAUGGGUCCAGACGGUGCCACUCAAGAAGGUGCGACCCCUAAACCCAGAGGGCUCCCUGUUCCUCUUUGGCACGGAGAAGGUCCGCCUGACCUACCUCAGGAACCGGCUGGCAGAGAAGGACGAGUUCGACAUCCCCGACCUCACCGACAACAGCCGGCGCCAGCUGUUCCGCACCAAGAGCAAGCGCCACUUCUUCUUCCGCGUGUCGGAGGAGCAGCGGCAGCAGCGGCGCAGGGAGUUGCUGAAGGACCCCUUUGUGCGCUCCAAGCUCAUCUCACCGCCCUCCAACUUCAACCACCUGGUGCACGUGGGCCCCACGGACGGGAAGCCCGGCGCCAGGGAUCUGCCCCCGCAGGCUCCAGGAGGGAAGGGCCGAGGUACCCGCGGCUCCGGCCCGCAGCGUCCCCACAGCUUCUCGGAGGCCUCGAGGCGGCCAGCCUCCGUGGGCAGCGACGGGCUCACUGGAGACGCGGACGCCAUGAAGAGGAAGCCUUGGACCUCUCUGUCCAGUGAGUCCGUGUCCUGCUCCCAGGGAUCUCUGAGCCCCGCAGACUCCCUGAUACAGGUCUCAGAACGGCCCCGGAGCCUGCCCCCAGCCCCUGAAUCAGAGGGUUCCCCUUGACACCCUCUGGCAGGGCCCACCCCAAUCCCAGGACUGAGACACAUGAGUGAGCAAAGAGCUUGAGGAAUGCCAUGCUCCGGCUGGCCCGGGAUGUGUGGAAAUUCGGACUCAGGAAGGGCCUGGGCUGGACAGCGACUCAGAGGCUGGCCUGGGUUCCCAGGACCCAGGAGACCUGACUCUGAGCCAUCGUCCUGCCUUUCCCCUCUGCUCCCGGCCCCUACCUUUGCUAGCCACUGGGAAUAGAAUGGCCCCCUUUUCUGCCCUGGGGGCCCCUCUGCCCCUGGAGCCCAGGGGUAAUUGUGCCAAAGUUCUCCUUCCCAGUGUCAAGCCUCAGGAAGCCUUAAGCAAGAGUCGGGGUGGGGGUGGGUCUCUGGCGGCAAUCUAGGGUCUUGGCAAGGCACUGUCCAGCCCCCAGGCGAGGCCGAGGUGGGGCAUAUCACGGCCUCUGCUCAAGGUUGAGGUAGGAAAGACGGACUCUGAUCCAAAGGAAAGGAGGGUGGGGUGCCUGGCCGGCUCAGUCAGUAGAGCCUGCGACAUCUGAUCUAGGGGGUGUGAGUUCGAACCCCAUGUUGGGUGUAGAGAUUACUUAAAAAUUAAAAAAAAAAACUUUUUUUUUCAAAGGAAAGAAGGAUAGACAAGGAACAGGGAAGAUGUAAGUGAAGGAGGCUGUAGGUGAAGAAGGUGAGAGAAGGAAGUAGAAGAGACAGUGCUAGUGGCUGGCAGGAGGGGGAGGGGGAGGAGGGGGAGGAGCAGGGAGGGGAGGAGCAGUGAAGAGGAGCAGAGAGCGGAUGGGAGCUGGGAGAAGAACACUACUGAUAGACUGAGGGGCCUUUCUCUCUGGGGAGGAGCUCGGUGGGGUUGGGAACAGAGAGGGGCCCUGUAAGCCAAAUGACAUUGCAUCUAAUCCGCCCGGGGUUGGGGGGGGGGGUGGGCGGGGAGAUCAUUCCUAGACAGGGACAGGACAGGGAGGGUAUUUAUAAAGGCUACUUGGUGGGCGAUGGCACCUGAUGGGGGCCACUGGAGGGUCUCCAGGCACACUCUGGCCCUUCCCGGAAAGGGGGGUGGUCCUUUUUCCCAAAGCCUCCGCCACCUGUGUAUUAGGGGAUCAUAGGGGGCAUUUUAUUAUUGAUCACAGUCACUAUUAUUGUUAUUAUAUUACUAUUUUUAUUAAACGUCCCUCUGCUGACAAGUGGGGGGCAAAAUAAGUAUUUAUCUCCUCAAACGCCAUAUUCCCGGGAGGGAUUGACCCUAAUGCUCUGUGAGUCAGUACGAAACCAAUAAAGACAACUUUUUAAGCU